AAGAGCUCCCUCGGGUCUGUGGCUGCGCUUAUGGGCUGCCUUAUGGCAGCCUUCUUUCUACUGCUCUGCACGGUGGAGAGCUGGCUGGGGGAAAGUUGUUGAGUGGUAACGGACCCUUCGGCUGGUGAGAGGAGGGUGUAGGAGUGAGUGCUGUUACAUAGUGUAGCUAUAAGCACGAAAACUAAGGCAUAUAGCAUCGGAGGCUUACCCAAAGAACAAAAUCAAAAACUGCUAUCCGUUGCGAGAUGGAAGAACCAGUGCUUGAUAAAUUGCCAUCUUUGUGCCAUACUCCAAAGGAUUCUGGGACAGCUGCUCCACAGGCAACUAGUUCAGGGAAACAGCCAAUGAGUGCAGCUCUGAGGGAGCGAUUGAGGAAAACGAGACGUUCAUUUAAUGCCAAUAUUACAGUGGCAAAGCGGCUCAAAAUAGACACUGAAGAAAAAGACUGUCCUGAUGCUGACAAAGGGUGUCUGCCAAAGACGGGUACAGAUUGUUCCACAUUACAGGAUGGUUCUGAAAAACUGGAAGGAAGUGGCACUGGACAUAUAUGUGUCAAAAGGCCCUUACAGGAGAGUGGUCUCUGUGGAUCCGCAGAGAAUUCUGAUGUGCUACAGACUGAUCUUAGUCAGCAGCAGUCCCUGGAAGAAAAAGUAAGGCUGCUGAAACAAGUGCAAGAGAAAGAAGAACUACUUCGAAGGCUCAAACUGGUUAAGAUGUAUCGAUCUAAGAACAACCUGUCUGAACUGCAGGCUCUGAUAGUGAAAUGGAGAAGCAGUACCCAGCUGAUGCUCUAUGAACUCCAGUCCGCCUUUUCUGCAGAUGGCAAGAAAGUGAGUCUCACUCAGCUGAUAGAUACUUUUGGAUUAGAAGACCAAUUAUUGCACUACAGCAGGGCAGAAGAAGAUUUUGUAGAUUCAUAAUCUACAGGUGCAAAAAGCUUUCAAUUACACACAUGCAAAAGCAGAAAAGACUGAAUGAAUUCUGAUCACAUCAGAAGUGUUGAUCAGACAGUGGACUUGAUGCUUUGAGGUUAUGAGGAUUUCUCGGGAGAUACUUGUAAAGCUGUGUACUUAAAUACAGUAGGCACUGUAAAAGGCAUUACCUAACAGAAAACACUGAACUCAUGCUGUUCUGGAAAUCCUGGCUUAACAACUUGAUCGGUGAAUUGUUAUUUAAUAAAAAUGCAAUGAAAUCAAGCCAUACUUGAA
This is a messenger RNA of Strigops habroptila (Kakapo), 1208 nucleotides long. It is a transcript of the gene SFR1, whose product is annotated as SWI5 dependent homologous recombination repair protein 1. Bases 246 to 920 code for a protein of 224 amino acids. Gene Ontology annotation, biological process: double-strand break repair via homologous recombination; positive regulation of DNA-templated transcription. The transcript is spliced from 4 exons. NCBI's taxonomy places the organism in Eukaryota, Metazoa, Chordata, Aves, Psittaciformes, Psittacidae. The record is from RefSeq and is a predicted model, not a curated record. Gene Ontology annotation, cellular component: Swi5-Sfr1 complex.